CAGUAGGAUUAUUUGUGUUUAUAAUUUGAGGACCGCAUGUCUAAAACACAUGGGGGCGCAUGCUCCCGUCAGCAACCCAAGCGGGGGGAAAGAGGACCGCUGAUUGGCCGCUGCCCGGUUCAGUCCACGGCUCGCGUGGUCGGGCUAUUCUGUCAGCUGGCGCUGCUGUUCGCAAUAGCAGCUGUUCGGGUAGUUGGUGAAGGUGGACAAAUGGACGGGACGCUCAUGUUUCUUCAUGUCUGGAAGUGUGGGGGGACGACGCUGCGAAGGCUCAUGUGCGACUGGGCCAACAGUGAGGGUCUUCCUUGUGCAACCGUCGCGGGCUGCGGCCAUCUUUCUCUCAAGGAGCGAAAGGUUUGCCUGCUGAACUACAAGCUAAUCUUCCCCGAGCAACAGGGCGAGUUCAUCGCCAGGCAGAAGGUGCUCGCUGGACACUUUCGAUGGGGUGAGUCACGAGUCACGUCUGCGUGCCACACGGUUACGAGAACCUUGUUCGCGAGCGGUUUUCAGGUGUACGCUGCAGAGCCGCAUUGGCUCGUCACGACGCUCCGCAACCCGCUCGAGCUCUUCGUCUCCGGCGAGCAGUAUCUCAACCGUGCAACGACGGCCACGCUCAGCAAAGCCGUGCAGGUGGUCGAGAGAGCCAUGCGGAAGUCUCUCGAGACCCCGACGCAGCCGCCCGGUUACUUGCACCGGCUGGUGGGACGCAGCGUCGUGACCAACGCGGAAAUCCGCGAGGCGACGGUGGAAGGGGCGAGAAAUCUCAAGACUUUCUGGCUGGUGGGCGUGGUAGAGCAAUACGGUGGCUUUGUGGCGGUGCUUCGGGCCCUUCUCGACCCCGACGGGCUCCACGAUGACCUGUGGAGACCGCAGCUGGAGGAGCACAAGCUGAACGCCUCGCCCGUGCAGUCGUCGAACGUCCUGGCGAGUCUGGACCCGCAGCUGGUGAAGCAGUUCAACUCGACGCUGAGCUAUCAGUGGUUGAUGUACGGCCACGCGGUGCGCUUGUUCAGGGCCAGGUGUCAGGAAGUGUUGCCCGAAUAUCAACACUGGGAGUUCUGCAGCGUACAGCAACCCCCCGUGGAAUACACCAGUUGAGGAGUGAGUGUUGGGAUCUUUGGUUUCCAGGUUUUGCGCAUUUUCUUAGUAGAUGUCGCCCUAGAUUAGCGCCACGUUGUUGCUGUCCAUCGAUGUGUCCAUCGAUGCUUUAUUGCUCCAACGGGCGCUCUGUGUAAAAUAUGUUCCUGUCUCAUGUGCUCUCCUCGUAGAGCUUGCCGUUAUUCCUUCAUUCAUCCAGAUUAUUGUAAUGUUCGGUUAUAUGUUGUCAGUCAAGCCAGGGGUUAAUGUGCUCUUCACCCACGUCCACCUGUUUUGCAUGUGGUACCAACUGUUGCUGUAGGGAGUUUUGCUGUUGCUGUUAUGCUGUUGUUCUUGUUGUUGCUGCUGCUGCUGCUGCUGCUGGGCCAAAUUCGUUGGUAACUGAAAGUGAUGUGUAUCGAAAGGUUUUUGAGUGUGGCUGCUGUGGCUGUUGUGACCGGCGUUCACUAUGGUGUAGCGUCGAGCAUCUAUUACCUCAUCGUUGCGUUGAUCGCACGUUAGAGAGGCUCUUGUAACGCGCUCCCGACGUGUCUGCGGUGUUGAUGUUAAAAAUCGUCCGUCCGUGAAAAACUGAAUCUUGGUAACUCUGUUGGCGGUUGAACUCGACGUACACUGUUGCUUAUGAAGUAGAAACAGUGGGUGGUAUGAAAUAUUAAAAUAUGAAGAGUUCUCAAGGAAUACGGAAGCCAAGGAGUGGGUGGCGGCUGAUGAUGUAUGUUUUCUUCCCUGCCGAGGGGUCUCCGACAGGAGUUGUCCCCACGAGGGGGGGAGGGGGGGG
Molecule: messenger RNA, 1876 nt
Organism: Ectocarpus sp. CCAP 1310/34
Lineage: Eukaryota; Phaeophyceae; Ectocarpales; Ectocarpaceae
Source: the annotation of a GenBank genome assembly